AUGGCGCCAUACUUUGAAACCGCGAAGUCAUUCGCCGAUGUCCCAAUUACGGCCGACGGCGUAGAGACCGCGACGUUUCUCCUGGCCUCGACCGACUUUGUGAACAUGUUCGACCUUUUGGGCGGUGGCGUCUUCGCGUUCGUGCAGAACGACCUACGCAGCAACAUUACGGGCGUCCGCCGCCGGUACGAUUUCGCGACCGCCGAAUCGCCCUCCCUGGAGAAACUGGUUACGAACGAGUGCACCGGCGCCGCUGCCACAGAGGACCGAAAUGGGACAGCGUGUCUCGUCCGCCUACUUCGCGGCCUCUGGUUCACGUGCGAAGCGCUGCGUAACAUGCAGCGCGACAGGGACGCGGAGCUGCAUACGUGCUUCAGGCGCUCGUACGACGCGAACCUCAAGCACCACCACCCGUGGCUCGUCCGCCAGGUUGUCGCGGUCGCGAUCAGGGCUGUGCCCGAUAGACGCGACUUCUACGGCCGCAUCACACAGGGCGGGUCGCAUGCGAAGUUUGAUAAUGAACUUACGAAAUGGCUGGCGGGAUUGGAAGCGAUAGUGCUCCGUCUGAAGGCCUUCCUCGCGCAGGGUGGUUACGGGGAGGUGUGA
Messenger RNA from Trametes versicolor FP-101664 SS1, 606 nucleotides. RefSeq names its product glycolipid transfer protein. Gene Ontology annotation, cellular component: cytosol; membrane; cytoplasm. The coding region runs from base 1 to 606 and encodes 201 amino acids. Lineage: Eukaryota; Fungi; Basidiomycota; Agaricomycetes; Polyporales; Polyporaceae. Gene Ontology annotation, molecular function: ceramide 1-phosphate transfer activity; ceramide 1-phosphate binding. Gene Ontology annotation, biological process: ceramide transport; intermembrane lipid transfer. The transcript has 7 exons. The record is from RefSeq and is a predicted model, not a curated record.